AAAGCAAAGCAGUGGGAGAGAGAGAGAGAGCAAAAAAUGCGUCCGAGGGCUAACAAUGGCAUGGGUUGGAUGGAAGGAGAGGAAGACGAUGCAGUUUCUUGGAGCAGAAACAACAACAACCACGAAGGAGAGACCACGGACGCAGACUUGAACCACCCUUCUCUCUCUACUUUCAAAUCCUUUCUCGAAAGUGAUUGGUACAUGAACAAUGCUAUAAUCAUGAACCCAGACUUCCAAACCAUCCCAGAAUUCAAAGAUAUGAACAUGAACAUGAAUAUGACCUUCUCUUCUUCUUCUUCUUCUUCUAAUCCCCCAACUACUGUGCCUGCUGAUAAUCUUCUCUUACAGCAGCCAAAGCCAAUGGAUUCCUCCUCCUCCUGCUCUCCCUCUCAAACAUUCAACUUCGACCCAUCACUCUCUCACCCAUUCUUGCCUCCUCCCUCAUCUUGCUUUUCUUCACUCUUCAAUGUUGUCUGUAACAACAACAACAACCCUUUUGAAAACGGCUUCGAUUUGGGCUGUGACACUAAUUUUCUUGAAAAUCAUAAUUGUAAUUCCCCCAUGUUGAUGGGUUUCAAUGGUCCGAGUUGGAGUUCUUCUGAGUUUCCAGCAACCCGUUUGGUGCAGAUUUCUGACAACAACGCUGCAAUUGGUUUCGAGGGUUCUUCUUCUGGGGAUGGGGAUGCUCCGUUUCUGAACAGGUCUAAGGUUUUGCGGCCUCCUGAAAUUUUACAACCUGUUGGAACUCAGCCCACUCUCUUUCAGAAGAGAGCUGCUUUACGACAAAGCUCUGCUGCCGGAGCCAUUAAUUUGGGGAAUUUGGACUUGAGGAAGAGCACCGAGGUUUCAGCAAGAGCUGAUGGAAAUUGGGGAAAGAGACUGGACGAUGGAGAAUUGAAGAAGAAGAGGAAGAUAAACGAUGAAGAUGAAUUUGAGGAAGCCAGUAUUGAUGCGUCGGGACUUAAUUAUGAUUCUUCUGAUGAGCCUUUUGAGAACAAGGUGGUUGAGAGUGAGGAUACCAACAAUGGUGGUAAUAACAAUUCCAAUGCUAACACCACCGUCACUACUGUUGUUGUUGGAGAUGAUCAAAAGGAAAAGGGAAAGAAAAAGGGGCUGCCAGCCAAAAAUUUGAUGGCUGAGAGGCGGCGAAGGAAAAAGCUCAAUGAUAGGCUAUACAUGCUUAGGUCUGUUGUCCCCAAAAUCAGCAAGAUGGAUAGAGCUUCAAUACUUGGAGAUGCCAUUGAAUACUUGAAGGAGCUUUUGCAAAGGAUCAAUGAUCUCCACAAUGAACUUGAGGCAACCCCACUGGCACCAGGAUCUUUGCUGCCACUGCCACCAACAAGCAGCUUCCAUCCAUUGACACCCACCCCACCGACCCUUCCAUAUCGUAUCAAAGAAGAAUUAUGCCCAAGUUCAUUGCCCAGCCCUAAAAACCAACCUGCAAGGGUUGAGGUUAGGGUAAGAGAAGGGAGGGCUGUUAACAUCCACAUGUUCUGUGCCCGCAGACCAGGUCUCUUGCUCUCCACCAUGAGGGCUCUGGACAACCUUGGGCUGGACAUUCAGCAAGCCGUCAUCAGCUGUUUCAAUGGGUUUGCUUUGGAUGUAUUUAUAGCUGAGCAAUGCAGGGAAGGCCUAGAAGUUGUACCCGAGCAGAUCAAAGCAGUACUUCUGGACUCGGCUGGUUUCCAGUUGUAGCUUUGCUCUCCGACAUUUGAAUUUGCAAAGCGGUGCGGUGGAGAAAAUUUCAUGGGAUAGUCCGAUGAUAUGGAACUGAUAAAUCCAAGUAGGUUCACCACACGUUAAACCAGGUCUCUGUAUUAGGUUGGAUUAUUGAUAGAUAGUGUACUUCUCUCCAGCAUUAUGCUUGGAAGUAGUACUUGAUUGAUGCAGUAGUGUUGCCUCCAGUAACUUGAGUUUUUCUUUCUUUAUUUAUUUUUAAAUAAGAUUAUGUGGGUUUGGUUUGAGCUUUC
Molecule: messenger RNA, 1970 nt
Organism: Camellia sinensis
Lineage: Eukaryota; Viridiplantae; Streptophyta; Magnoliopsida; Ericales; Theaceae
Product: transcription factor ICE1
Biological process (GO): regulation of DNA-templated transcription
Cellular component (GO): nucleus
Molecular function (GO): protein dimerization activity; DNA-binding transcription factor activity; sequence-specific DNA binding
Source: RefSeq, a predicted model, not a curated record